This is a messenger RNA of Pseudovirgaria hyperparasitica, 1626 nucleotides long. RefSeq lists its product as uncharacterized. The coding region runs from base 1 to 1626 and encodes 541 amino acids. Lineage: Eukaryota; Fungi; Ascomycota; Dothideomycetes; Acrospermales; Acrospermaceae. Gene Ontology annotation, cellular component: mitochondrion. The record is from RefSeq and is a predicted model, not a curated record. The transcript has 3 exons.
AUGGAUCAACCUGCUGAUCUUUUCGAAUAUACGUCGGGCCGAUGGAUUUGGAACGAUGCCUCAAAGCACUCUGAACGAAGACGUGUUUUUGAUGUAUUAGAGCUCAAGCGCUUCGCGGCCGCAGCUGUCAAUCAGGACUUAGAAGAUGUGGCUUCUUUUGAAAAAUUGGCCGAAGGUGGAUUCAACAGAACCUUCCUAAUUACGAUGCGUGACGGCUUCAAGUUCGUUGGACGCAUCCCUUAUCUAACUACCGGACCAAAACAACUCGUCGUAGCUAGCGAAGUCGCGACGAUGGACUUCCUCCGUUCACAUGGUUUACCUGUUCCCCAGAUCUACAGUUACUCGGCUACGUCAGAAAACUCUGCUGGCACCGAAUAUGUCUUCAUGGAGCUAAUUCGGGGGACAAACUUGGGUGACAUAUGGUUUGACCUGUCCGAGAAGGCUAGAAUUACUGUUGUCUCAAAGCUAGUGGAGCAAGAGUCUCGACUCUUUGCUCUCCAGUUUCCAGCAAGCGGUAGUCUAUAUUACACCAAAGACUUACAAGAUGGGUUCAAUAAAGUUGAGGUUCCUAACGUCAGCCUAGCACGCGAUAGCGACUUUUGCGUUGGCCCAGAUACAAGAUUCGGCUUGUGGUAUGGAAAACGAGGCGAUGUUCAAGUUGAUCGUGGACCAUAUACAGAUCCAACAGCGGCACUCAUAGCCGGGGCUAGUAAGGAAAUCGCAUAUUUGACGAAGUUUGGCCAGCCGCUUCACCCUUUCCAGCGCCUGCGGCGAGAGAUCUACGAUUACCAAAAGCAAUCACCUAUAGAUCAUCUUGAUAGUCUGAACAGAUACCUGCGAGUUGCGCCACAUCUCAUUCCACAUAACGAAAGCCUUGCUCGCCCAACGCUAAGACAUCCCGAUCUCCAACCAAAUAAUGUGUUUGUCUCUGAUGAACUGGAAAUCACCGGUUUGAUCGAUUGGCAACACUCCACAAUCCUGCCGCUCUUCUUACAGUGCGGUAUUCCAAACAGUCUUCAGAAUUACGGUGACGACGUUUCGGAAUCGCUUAUAAAGCCUGAAUUACCAACCAAUUUCAACGAACUGAGCGAGAGAGAUCAGUACGAGCAAGUCGUGCUGCUACGCCGACGUCAACUUCACUUCUACUAUAUCGCAAUGACGUUAAAGCUAAACUCGACGCACUAUGACGCCCUGGCCUACGAGUUCAGCGUCCUGAGACGCAAAAUCUUUGAUCAUGCAAGUUAUCCAUGGGAAGGCGACAAUGUCACGCUAAAAGCCGACCUCAUCUACUUAAUGGAGAACUGGUCGAGCAUUGCUCAUCCAGAAUCGAGCACAAGUGGUGACUUAAAACCUCCUUGCCCAAUUUCGUUCACAGAAGACGAGGUGACCGAGUGUAAGCGUUUGAAUGCUGCACAGAUUGAGGCAGAUGAGCAACUGCAGACUUGUAGGGAUGUUAUCGGCGUCGGUUCCGAGGGAUGGGUACCCGUAGAGCAGUAUGAAGAGACAAAACAACGUGAAACCAAGCUGAAGGCCGAUGCGUUUAACGCAGCAGAGUCUGAGGAGGAACGAAUGAGGCUCUCCGAGCACUGGAUUUUUGACGAUUUUGAUGAAGAGGAGUAUUCGUAA